AUGCGCACUACUUUUAUCUCCGCUGCUGCGCUUGCAGCUAUCCUUCCUACUUCGGCCGCUCCCACCGCAAACGUCCCCAUCAACAAGCACGCUGAUCCGGUCAAGUCCAACUCAUGCAUUAUCAAACUCAAGGAUGGCGUCUCUACUGACGCUCACGUCAACAAUCUCAUUGCCGCUAUCGCUGCUGAAGGCAAGGUUGGGUACAAGUACGGCGCUGCCUUCCACGGCUACUCUGCUACGCUUCAAGGCAAAGACCUCGACUUCAUCCGCCAGUCGAGCGAUAUUGAGUACAUUGUUGAAGACGGUAUCAUGACCAUUGACUACGAGGAAGGUGAUGAGGCCGCUGAUUUCGUUGCUCGUGAUAUUCCUGCCGUCGAGGGCCUUGAGAAACGCGCCAAUGGUGCUGGCGUCGAUGUCUAUGGUAUUGACGCCUACGCUAACCAGGACGACACUGCCGGAACUGCCGUCGGUGCUUCUUAUGGCGUUGCUACCUCGGCGAAUAUCAUUGCUGUCAAGGAUGUCAUCGCCGGAAUUAACUGGGCUGCUACCCAAGCCCGCUCCAGUGGCUGGCCCUCGAUCGCUAACUUGUCCCUCGGAGAUGGUGCUAGUACUGCAGUCGACUCGGCCGUUACCGACACUAUUUCUGGCGGGCUCCACUUCGCCAUCGCCGCUGGAAACAGCAACGUCGAUGCCGGAAGUACCUCACCUGCCCGUGUUGCGGCUGCCAAUACAGUAGUAGGUGCGGUUGACUCCAGCAACCGCAAGGCUUCGUUCUCAAACUAUGGCCCCGUCCUCGAUGUUUGGGCUCCCGGUGUCAAUACUCUCAGCGCAUGGAUCGGAGGAACUACCCGCACCGACGCCAUCUCCGGUACUUCGAUGGCAUCUCCUCGUGUUGCUGGCUACAUCGCUGUCCGCAUUGGCAACUCAGGCAGAACUGCUGCUGCUGUCUCUUCCGCACUCGAGGCUGGUGCCCGCGCCGUCGUCACCGGUGCACCCUCCGGUACCACCAACCUCCUGGCGUAG
Rhizoctonia solani is the source of this 1023-nucleotide messenger RNA. Its product is annotated as proteinase R. Gene Ontology annotation, biological process: proteolysis. NCBI's taxonomy places the organism in Eukaryota, Fungi, Basidiomycota, Agaricomycetes, Cantharellales, Ceratobasidiaceae. The transcript is spliced from 7 exons. The coding region runs from base 1 to 1023 and encodes 340 amino acids. Gene Ontology annotation, molecular function: serine-type endopeptidase activity. The record is from RefSeq and is a predicted model, not a curated record.